Melanaphis sacchari is the source of this 1188-nucleotide messenger RNA. RefSeq lists its product as uncharacterized. The transcript is spliced from 7 exons. The coding region runs from base 18 to 989 and encodes 323 amino acids. The record is from RefSeq and is a predicted model, not a curated record. NCBI's taxonomy places the organism in Eukaryota, Metazoa, Arthropoda, Insecta, Hemiptera, Aphididae.
AUUUUUCUAAAAAAGUAAUGUGCUAUUUCAAAGGCCAUAUGGAGGAAUAUGAUAUUACUUUACUUGAUCUAGAUCCCAAAAAAUUACCAAGUGAAUGUGAGGUAAUAAUUUAUACUCGAUUUCAAAUCACCGAAUUGUCUCGAUUAGAUGUAGAUGAAGAACUCCUAAAAAAUGUGACAGAUACAAAUAAACCCGUAAUCAUGAGACUUUAUCGAACAGAUUGGUAUGAUGAUUGGUCUACAGUAUUGAGUUCUAACGGUAAUUCUAAAGAUGCCAAGAUCUUAUGUGAUUUUGCAAAAAAAAAUAAAAUUAAAGGUUAUCUCAUAAAAGCAAUUGCUCCACAAGAAACUUCAGGUUAUUCAGCAUUUAAUAAAAACAUCGGAAAAAAUAUUAUACCUUACAUAAAGCAAUUAAAAGAAUGCGAUCUAAUUAUUGGUGUUACUAUAAAUCCAGCUCCAUCAGCAAUACAAAACCCUUGCAUCUAUAAUUAUGAAGAAUUGAAUGAAAUAGUAGAUUUCUAUGAAGUAGCAACUUAUUUCAUGAAUAAAUGCAAUCCAAAUUUGUAUAAUGGAAGGACUCCAAUUACAAAAAGUGAGCACGGUCCUAACUAUCUCUAUGGAAUGGAAGAGGUGGCAUCAUAUAUAAAGAAAUCGAAAAUAUCUCAAGAUAAACUAGCUUUUGCUGUCGAAUUGUUUCCAGCUAGCAAUUCAACAAAAUAUAAUUCAUAUACACAAGUGUGUACAGGACAAUUUGAUAAUUCAUCUUGGUGUGUACAAACAUCUAGAAAUCUAUAUGAUAAGGGAAAAUUUGUACGUAAUCUAAACAGUGGUAUUCUUAUCGAGUAUCCGGAGUAUGAUGACAUUAACAACGACUGUGGUUGUAAUUCAACGUUUAAUGGAUUUAACAACAUAAUUGGCGGCUUCAAAAGUGGUCAACUAUCACCAUGUCAGAAUUUUGACGUUCAAUCAACUUCAUAUACACUUAAAUAACCAGCUGUUAACUCAUUAGCUGUUAGAGUAAUAUAAAAGUUUAUUCAAAUUUUAAAUCGUUUUUAUCGUGUUUCUAAUUUUCUCUACACCAAAAUUCAAAUUUUUUUUAAACUCAUAGACAUGUUGUUUAUGGUUUUAGUUUCGGAUACGCUAAAAUACAGAAUUUAAACCUAUUCUAAAUGUAUUAUAACUUAUAAUA